Messenger RNA from Arachis ipaensis, 903 nucleotides. Lineage: Eukaryota; Viridiplantae; Streptophyta; Magnoliopsida; Fabales; Fabaceae. The record is from RefSeq and is a predicted model, not a curated record.
AUGAUGAAGCACCAAGAUGAGAUAACACAGAAUCAGGAAACCUCAAUCAGAAGAAUUGAGAAGCAAAUGGCACAACUAGCUAAGCACCUUGCAGAAAUGGGUGAGGAAAGGGCAAAUACUUCCCCCAGAGCCACUGAAGACAACCUGAAAGACAAUGAGAAAGUUGCCAGGGAUGUUGACACCGAUAGGUUGGACUGUAUCAAUGGCAGGAUAACACGACAGAUGAGACUGCUGUCCAACUGUCUGAGACAUGCUGUAAAUCGCACCUCACAUCAACUCACCGCCGGCCUGUCAUCUUCUUCAUCUCGCCAGAGAUGGUGCGCCUCCAAUGACAUCUCAACCUCACCUCACCGUCGCGUUUUGGGUCGCAAGCCGUCCCCUUCGUCGCGGCUCCUUGUUCCGCGGCUCCACGUCGUCGUCGUCGCCGUCAUCGUGUCCUCUCCAUCCUCUGCGUCCUCUCUCGGACUAUCGGACAGUUUGUGCUUGUUUCGUUGGCUGGGUGGGGCGCAUUCAUCUAUGGGAAUUACAAGUUCUUCACUAGAGGCAAGGGCAACAAAGAAGUGAAAGUUGAAGAAGCACCAAACAAGGCUUGAGGUUGUUACUCCAUAGAAGCGAUAUACCAGUUGCUUAAUAAGUUUCCCUACUUAGAUUUAGUUAUAGGUAUUGUGUUAUUUACCGUUAUGGUAUUUCUAUUACCAUGCAAAUUAUCAUCAAAGUUUUUAGCAUUUUGUAGAUUAGAAGCUUCGCUGCUGGGUUUGAAUUUUAACUUUAAUUAAACUCUUUCAUAACAUGAUAUUCGUCAACCAUAUUGUAUGCCCUUUGGUACAUAUUGGUAUAUAUGAGACGAAUUCUUGUAAGUUGAAAUUGAUCUACCUUUGAUAUUAUUUGUGAUACACAACUAAA